ACGCCGGAUGGUUGUGACAUUGCCUUUGAAGAAACAGUUGGGGUUGCGCUCGAAGAACGGUGCCCUCCCACUGGCAACGAGAAGGUUGAAGUAACGACGGAACAGGAACAGUUUGCCCCUCCAUCCGCUAAAAAGCUGAAAUUGAGUCUGCAUUCGAAAAAAUGCGAAAAUAGUCCACACAAUCGAAGAUUAGAGGCAAUAGCUAGCACUCCGAAAUCGGUUCAAGACUCAGCUGGUGUACCGAAACCAACCAGAGGACGGGGUAAAAAAUUAGGGUGUGCGAAUGAAACUCCGGCAAACUCAGUGCUUGCUGCUCAGGUGGCCGUAUUCGCUCCUAAAGAACCGGAUGACCAGGAUUUGCUAACUGUUCAGUCAAGUGAAACAACAGUCCCACCGGUUCCGGAAGUCCUAGCAAAAGAGACCCCAUCGAAUUCUACAUCCCAAAUUCCAGGUUCACCUCCUCAUUCUCCGCAGCAGCCAGCUAGUGUUACUUACCUUGUGCCAGAUUCCAGCUCAAAAAAAUCCCCUAUACCACCUCUUAGUCUUGCCACCGCAACUUUAUCGCGGCCUGAAGUUGCAGAACCUGUGACUGAGAAAGAGGUUCCCACAUCCACUAGUCUGUUACCACAGGAAGAGGAGCACUUGGUGCCUCUGGUUUCAGAUGUCGCGGCCUCAAAACCAGCCACUGCCAUUUCGCAUCGAGGCUGUGCUCUUGAGACAGCUAACCAGAAGCCGAAGCAGACUUCUCUCGGCAAUUACCACAGUGUUGCUGCCAAAGCCAGACUGUUUGCCUCAUCAGAAAGGCUUGGAGGUGCAUCUAGACUGAACACAGUCGGAUUGGGCUCUUCAUCCAAAUCAGUCGGAACAAGCGGCAAACCGGCUGCUCAGAGGAUUUCGCAACAACUCAGUGAGUCACAGAAUGGGAAUAGUAGCAUUUUGGGUCGCGCCAACGAGCGUUCCCGCUCCAUUCAAGCCACUAAAGAACAGCAACUCUACGAAAAACGCCUAAUUUAUGAAUCGCGUAUCAAGCUAGAUGAGGCUCGGAUGCGCGCAUUCCAGGAGGCAAAGGCCCGUGAGCGGGAGGCUCAGAAACGCGCUAAUGAACAACACCGUCUUGCCGUCAAAUUGAAAGCUCAACAAAUGGCCGAUCUGCAACGUAUGGUCAACGAGAGCAAGAAACAGCUCUCUGAGGAACGGAUCAAAGCGGAAUUGGAGAAACAAAAGACGUUACUCGAGAUUCUAGAUCCGUUUGUGUUAGACUCGGUAACUAACCUAUCCCUUCGAGUUUCAACUACCCCUGUUCCACCGAAUCCAUAUAAGCAUUCGUUUCCCGCUCCUCCUGUGCAGGUCGAAUCUGUUAAACGAAAACAUCUUGCUCCAAUUGUGGAACAGGAAAAUGCUGCCGUACAAUCCCAACCUGUUCGACCAAUCAAAAUCAAUCCGAACACAACUGAACACACCCCAGCAGCUCCCAACGUGCUCAGACCAAUCCAGUUACAAAAAACAGGCCCCAGUUCAGCUCUUCAAACGACCACUGCUGUAAAGCGAGCCUAUCCGACACCCAUCCAGCCAGCUCCUGUGACGAAAGCACCAUUACCGAACACUGCUUCGAAGGCGCAACCAACCCGUGUUGCUGUGGUUUCAGUACCCAAAGUGCCCCCAACACAGCCGACGGUGUCAGCAACCGUAAAGCCGACUGCUCUGGAGUCAAGCCGGUUACCGAAUUCUCCGCUAAAGAUUUCUGUCCGGACUUUAAGCUUCCUAUCAGGAGUUAUAUCAGGAUAUCCUGAAACACCCGGGUCUGCGGAGAGGGAGCAACCAAAGCGGUCAUUGACCCUCUUGCUAAUCCCUUUCCUUUUCUGGUUUUUCACUUGGAACAGUGCUACUUUCAAUAUGUCACUGUUGAACUCGGAUUCGGAGGAUGAGGACAAACCGUAUAUCAAGGCCCCAAGUUGGUCGCGUAAAGAUAACUUGAAGCAGCUGCCUUCGUUCAACGCGGUUGUGGCGGGUGAAUUGAGAUUCCCCAGCAAGUUCAUCCCCGCUGCACAGAUUCAGUUCGAUCUAGAUUCUAUGUUUGCCGGCUACGACUAUCGUCGGCGGCACCGUACGAGCAGUCGGUUUUGGAACACACCGGUGGCUCUGUGAACAGAACCGACAGACGGAUUGCCAGUAUUCUUAUCUGCUUUACUGUACUCUAUAACUGUUACACGUAUUAGUCUUUCUCAUCGUACGCUGCCAUAUGUUACACGUGGUUCAUGCCACGAUUUCCGCCAAGUAUAGUAUGUGUGCG
Messenger RNA from Opisthorchis viverrini, 2290 nucleotides. RefSeq lists its product as hypothetical. Lineage: Eukaryota; Metazoa; Platyhelminthes; Trematoda; Opisthorchiida; Opisthorchiidae. The annotation marks the transcript as partial. The record is from RefSeq and is a predicted model, not a curated record. The transcript is spliced from 8 exons.